Manis pentadactyla (Chinese pangolin) is the source of this 1950-nucleotide messenger RNA. RefSeq names its product inositol-3-phosphate synthase 1 (gene ISYNA1). Gene Ontology annotation, cellular component: cytoplasm. Gene Ontology annotation, molecular function: inositol-3-phosphate synthase activity. NCBI's taxonomy places the organism in Eukaryota, Metazoa, Chordata, Mammalia, Pholidota, Manidae. Bases 171 to 1844 code for a protein of 557 amino acids. The record is from RefSeq and is a predicted model, not a curated record. The transcript has 13 exons. Gene Ontology annotation, biological process: inositol biosynthetic process; phospholipid biosynthetic process.
ACGUAUAGAGCAGAUCACACGGCGCUUCACGCAGCUCGACACCCAGCUCCGGCAGCUCUCCCAGGGUUCCGAGGAGUAUGAGACCACUCGUGGGCAGAUUCUGCAGGAGUACAGAAAAAUAAAAAAGACCAACACCAACUACAGCCAGGAGAAGCACCGCUCUCAUCGCGAUGGAGGCUGCAGCCGAGUUCGUGGUCGAGAGCCCCGACGUGGUCUACGGCCCCGAAGCCAUCGAGGCGCAGUAUGAGUACCAGACGACGAGCGUCAGCCGCGAGGGUGGGGUCCUCAAGGUUCACCCCACGUCCACGCGCUUCACCUUCCGGACCGCCCGGCAGGUGCCCCGGCUUGGAGUCAUGCUUGUCGGCUGGGGCGGGAACAACGGCUCCACGCUCACCGCUGCUGUGCUGGCCAAUCGACUGCGUCUAUCCUGGCCCACGCGCACCGGCCGCAAGGAGGCCAACUAUUACGGCUCGCUGACGCAGGCGGGCACCGUUAGCCUGGGCUUGGACGCCGAGGGCCAGGAGGUGUUCGUCCCGCUAAGCGCGCUGCUACCCAUGGUGGCGCCAGACGACCUUGUGUUCGACGGGUGGGACAUCUCGUCGUUGAACCUGGCCGAGGCGAUGCGGCGCGCGCAGGUACUGGAUUGGGGGCUGCAGGAGCAACUGUGGCCGCACAUGGAGGUCCUGCGUCCGCGGCCCUCCGUCUAUGUCCCCGAGUUCAUCGCAGCUAACCAGAGCACGCGCGCCGACAACGUCAUCCUGGGCACGCGCGCGCAGCAGCUGGAGCAGAUACGCAAGGACAUCCGCGACUUCCGAUCCAGUGCUGGAUUGGACAAGGUCAUUGUGCUGUGGACAGCAAACACGGAGCGCUUCUGCGAAGUGGUCCCAGGCCUCAACGACACCGCUGAGAACCUGCUGCACACCAUCCAGCUGGGCCUGGAGGUGUCGCCUUCCACCCUCUUCGCCGUGGCCAGCAUCUUGGAGGGCUGCGCCUUCCUCAAUGGGUCCCCACAGAACACACUGGUGCCUGGCGCAAUCGACCUGGCAUGUCAGCGCCGUGUCUUUGUGGGUGGAGAUGACUUCAAGUCAGGCCAGACCAAGGUCAAGUCUGUGCUGGUGGACUUCCUAAUUGGCUCUGGCCUCAAGACCAUGUCCAUAGUGAGCUACAACCACCUGGGCAACAAUGAUGGGCAGAACCUGUCGGCGCCACAACAGUUCCGCUCCAAGGAGGUGUCUAAGAGCAACGUGGUGGAUGACAUGGUGCAGAGCAACCCAGUGCUCUAUGCACCCAGCGAAGAGCCCGACCACUGCGUGGUCAUCAAGUACGUGCCAUAUGUGGGCGACAGCAAGCGUGCUAUGGAUGAGUACACGUCCGAGCUGAUGCUGGGUGGCAUUAACACCCUGGUGCUGCACAACACGUGCGAGGACUCGCUUCUAGCUUCUCCCAUCAUGCUGGACCUUGUGCUGCUGACCGAGCUGUGCCAGCGUGUGAGCUUCUGCACCGAUGCCGACCCCAAGCCGCAGGGUUUUCACUCGGUGCUGUCGCUGCUUAGCUUCCUGUUCAAGGCUCCACUUGUGCCUCCUGGCAGCCCCGUAGUCAAUGCGCUCUUCCGCCAGCGUAGCUGCAUCGAAAACAUUCUCAGGGCCUGUGUGGGGCUCCCGCCCCAGAACCAUAUGCUUCUGGAGCACAAGAUGGAGCGCCCUGGCCUCAAGCAAGUCGGGCCUGUGGCCACUGCCUGCCCAGUGCCUGGCAAGAAAGAACCAGUGCCCACUGCUCCAAACGACUGCAUUGGUGAAGCCAACGAGUACUCGCAGGCUGAGGUGCCCCAGAUGCCCACCACCUGAGGCCAUGGCCAUCCUACUCCCACAUAACUCCUUCCCCCAUUCACCCCAGACCCGACCCUUUCAGCUUCCUCUAAGACAAUAAAGCCAGUGCUAGUAUCCGUCUCAC